Messenger RNA from Aspergillus pseudonomiae, 812 nucleotides. RefSeq lists its product as uncharacterized. The coding region runs from base 180 to 374 and encodes 64 amino acids. The record is from RefSeq and is a predicted model, not a curated record. Lineage: Eukaryota; Fungi; Ascomycota; Eurotiomycetes; Eurotiales; Aspergillaceae. The transcript has a single exon.
GGCGAGUGCAUAAAUACUCGUCGUCUUCCCCUCAUGCUGGUGACACAGGAGAAUCAUCCGACCUUAUUUUAUUUCCUCAUUAUCCUCUGCAUCUCCUGUCGCUAUCAUCUUGUUGACCACUGUGACGACCUGUUCUGCUUUGAAUACCAUAAUCAAGCAUACCCAACCUUCACGCAAACAUGCAGAUCUCCUGGUUCGCCGUGAUGGCGGUUCUGUUCACUGCCGUCGCAGCCAAAUCGACCGCCACUAGUACUACGACUAGCGCUGCGACGUCGGCCAAGGAAAGCUCUACUUCGGCUUCUACCAAACCGACCAAGAAUGCGGCUGCCGGAAACGCCCUGAAUAACCCUUUUGCAUUCCUGCGAGAGUUGUAAGCAGAUAUGGCCGGUACGUCGAAGGCCAACGUGACUUCACUGUACCAAAGCGGCUGAUCAUCCUGCAGACGAGGCGUUGAUGAUAUGGAAUGUUACUCUGAGAAAUACAGGGGAUUAAUGGUUGCGAAUGAGAGAAGGAAUAGCCCACGGCUUCUGGAACAUGGAUCCAGGUUGAGAUCUGGCAUACCUUGAUUACUUCCUAGGGUCUAUUGUUCCAUACCGGCCGAGGCUGGUCAGAUACCGGGAAUUAUCUUUUCUUUGAUGAAACUCAAGUGGUGUGUAUUGUACGUAGGAUGGAGUAUCUUAAUUCAACUUGAGCUUGGCUUUUUGUCCAUACACACUAUGAGAGUGAUUGUAGUUAGGCUCAGAAGGAAUGGUUGUAGUAUCCUCCCUUUAUUGCUGAUCCUUCUUGUCUCUUGGUGGUACCCUUAUUCGCAU